AUGAAGAGCAAUUCAAAGAACAUGAAUAAUAAACCUCCCAAAGCUGCCGGUGGAAAGAGCAAACAAAUCCAAGCUGGAAAAUCAGCCGCCAAAUCCUCAGGAUCCAAGGCUGGUCGUAAGGUAAGACUAUUUAAAAACAGAGAAAACAAAACAGGUUAG
This is a messenger RNA of Heterostelium album PN500, 159 nucleotides long. RefSeq lists its product as uncharacterized. The coding region runs from base 1 to 159 and encodes 52 amino acids. Lineage: Eukaryota; Evosea; Eumycetozoa; Acytosteliales; Acytosteliaceae. The record is from RefSeq and is a predicted model, not a curated record. The transcript has 2 exons.